Molecule: messenger RNA, 4144 nt
Organism: Rhinolophus ferrumequinum (greater horseshoe bat)
Lineage: Eukaryota; Metazoa; Chordata; Mammalia; Chiroptera; Rhinolophidae
Gene: BTLA
Product: B and T lymphocyte associated
Exons: 7
Coding region: 546-1460 (304 amino acids)
Biological process (GO): immune response-regulating cell surface receptor signaling pathway
Cellular component (GO): plasma membrane
Molecular function (GO): signaling receptor activity
Source: RefSeq, a predicted model, not a curated record
AUAUAAGACAGACCUCAGUUGGCAGUGUAAUUAUUAUUAUUAUUUCAUCAUUUGGUCAUUUGUCACUGGUGAUUUUUCAUCAGUCUAACAUUUUGAAGACUUCCAGCAACAUGCAGCUUGCAAUACCAGGGAAUGUCCUAACUUUCAGCCGCGAACUCGGCAAGGGCCAGCUGGUUCCUGACCUCUCCAGUGUUGUUCCCCACAGUUAGCCUUCCUAAGAACUUGUUAGCAUCUAGAAAACUUGUGUGCAGCAUGUUGCAGCUUACAACAUCAGAAGACGUCCUAACUUCUAACAACAACAACAACAACAACAAAGACAACAACAACAGCAUUCUUGGGAACUAACAAACAGCGGUGUGGGAGACGCCUGAAUUUCUCUCGGCUACAGAUCUGGCAAGGUUUUGAUUUAUGGCUUUUCCAGUGCUGUUCUCCCCCAGUUUGAUGUCAUUGGAGGUAAUUAACCUGAUCCAACUCUGAAGAACUCAAGGGAGAGAGGGAAGCCUUCUGUACUUGAGAAGUUAUUCCAUCCCUGAUAUGCACAGGAAAUGAAGACAUCACCGGCCAUGCUUGGAUCUGGAAAAUCGUACUGGGUCUUCUUCCUAAUCCCACAUCUGGGCAUCUGGAGUGUCAAAGGGGACAAAUCAUGUGAACAACUUUAUGUUAGGAGACAGUCCAUGAACGUCACAGCAGGGGAUUCACUUCAACUGGAAUGCCCUGUGGGACACUGUGCUAACAAAUCUAAUGUGACCUGGUGCAAGUUCAAAGAACAAAGGUGUUUAAGACUUGGGGAUAGAAACAUGACUUGGGAAGACAGGAAGAACAUGUCAGUUUUUAUUCUGCAUUUUGAUCAAGUGCUGGUUAGUGACAAUGGAUCAUACCGCUGUUCUUUGAGGGCUUCAUCUGGACUCUUGGAAAGCCAUUUAAUAACCAUUUAUGUGACAGAACGCACUCAAAAUUAUUCCGAACAUCCUCUAAUAACAUUGACUAACAUUUCAGAUACAGCCAGUGCCCCAGGACCAGCCCCCAUGGAAAAUAUGGGGGGCAGACGAUGGAUCCUUUAUAGUUUGAUUCCUUUGGGAGGAUUGCCUCUACUCAUUACCUGUUUCUACCUAUUCUGCUGCCUGCGAAGGCACCAAGGGAAACAAAAGAAGUCUUCAGAUACAGAAGAAAGGGAAAUUAAUCUGGUUGAUGUUCCCCAGCCCUUUCAGAGUCAGCAAACUGAAGUGGGCACCAGGCAAAAUUCCCAAACACUAACAUCAGAAACUAGAAUUUAUGAUAACGAUCCCUGGUUCGGGGUCCAGGAAGAGUCUUGCAUUUAUUCUAACCCCAGUCUUAAGGAAAACAAACAAGGCAUUGUUUAUGCUUCGCUGAACCACUCCGUGAUUGGAAUGAACCCAAGACAGGCAAGAAACGUAGAAGAAGCACCUACAGAAUAUGCUGCCAUAUGCGUGAGGAAUUAAAUCUGGUUAUGAUCUCUCACCAGUGAUCAUUGGAUGAUCAUCAUGUCAGCACCAUUAUCUGAUACCAAGAGAAUGUCAAUGACCUGAGAAGUUUCUCUUUAAGGAGGUUCAUGUUGGUGCUUGGGUCUUAAUGGUCCAUAAAACAAAUAACUAAGAUUUCUCCCAGAAACUUCUCUGGGAGUCUUUUAUAUUAUAGCCAUGAACAACAAAAUCUUCUCUCCAAUACUGAGUGAUAUCACAAAUAGAAGAGUAGUAGAACAUUUAAACUUAGCUACAUUUUACCCAACAUAUAAACUCAGUAUUUUCUUUGGAGCUAUCAGAAACUCACGUAGGAAAGAGAGACAUGUGUUUCCGGAUCAGUUCACUACACAUUCUUGAAAAAGAAUGUCCCCAUUCGACUAACUAACCAUAAAUAUAGUAAUGAUAGUAUGUUUCUUUCCAGUCAAUCUUUGAUAAUAAGAAAUUUUCCUCUGUCAAUCUAAUAUUGGGGUUUCUUAAAUGUAAAAGAGAGAUAAUUUUAGAAUUGAUGAUAUAAGACAAGAAUGGAAAGAAUAAAUCGUGCAAUAAAGAUGUGGAAUAUGCUAACGGGGUGUGGGUAGAUGUUCCCCACACUGGACAAACAAACGCUUGUAUCUACCCUGUUAGACUGCCAAGCAAAUAGAUGUAGUAAUGGAGCAAUUAACUACAUUUAUGAACAAAGUGAUAACUCGGUGUGUGGGUUACAUAGACUAAUGUAUAUGAAUUGACGUAAUGCUGCUGAAUUAAUAUACGAGUGGGUGUCUGAAUAAACAUAAAACUCAGCAAGAGUAUUUAUCAUCAGGUGAAUGUGGAUUGAUGGCUUAAACUGCUGCACGGUUGAGCCAAUGGGAAAAUAAAAGCACCACUAAUGGAAAGGAGAAAAGUCCAGAGUAUUCUGUUGGCCAAUAUGGGUCAACAUACGUCUAUUCACCACAUCUGUAUCUUGCUGUUCUUCUUACUAAGGAAUCAGGGCAAAUCAUACAUAAUGAACUAGCACAGUUUGAUAAUCAUUUGUUUUAACCAUAUGAGGUUGCAGCCACUUAAAAGUAUAGCAAGAAGAUAUGAGCUCCAUUUUCUGAAUUUCCAAAGUACUUGAGUCUAAUUAUUUAAGAAAUAGCCUACAACUUUUUUCAACUGCUUGAGGCUAUUAGGUUUCUCAGGUGCUGCUACUGACUAAUGCAAUAGACCUCAUACAAAGUGGAUGGCAAAGGUUAGGAUCCAUUUGAACAAAUAUAUGAGCUGCUGCACAAAUGAAUGUGGUGUGUGUGUGUGUUUCUAUUAGUGUAUAGAAGGAAGGGUAGGUUACUGUGUAUGUGUGUGUGUGUGUGUGUGUCUAUUAGUGUAUAGAAGGAAGGGUAGGUGACUGUGUAUGUGUGUGUGUGUGUGUGUGUCUAUUAGUGUAUAGAAGGAAGGGUAGGUGACUGACAGAAACGGUAAAAGAAAAACUGACAAAAUUGACAUACCAUUUCAGUUUGCUAAAGAAACUAAAAAUACUAGAGUAAAUGAGUCAUUAAAGAAAAUGUAUGAAAAUCAUGUAUGAAAUUAUGGGGAUAGAAGUAUGACAGCCCAUAAAAGUAUUUUCCCAAAAAGACAAAACAAAUUUUGUGGCAGAGCCUUUCUUACAAACACUGGCAUUAAGAUUUUGCCCCUUAGAUUGGGUUUGCAGGUAUUGUUUUAGAGUUAUUGUUAUCUAGCCAGUAUGAUAUCAUUAUUCCUAGGAUUCUGAGCAACCAGUACUAUGUUUCUUUUUCAGCCAACCUGCAUUUAUGGGCAGCUAAUGUACAAAAGACACAUUACAGCAGCUACUGGUGGUGUUCUUAAAAAUAGAAACAGGAAGUAUGGGGAGGAUACAUUUAGCUGUCUUUAUCAGAUAAACACACAAAGCUGAACAGUUCCUUCAAAAUUUUCUUGAAUUAAAACAAAACAAAUGUCUGUCUAUUGUUGAGAAUAUCCUUAGCAUGUCUUACAGUAAAGAUAAUGUUGAUAACGAUUUCAUCUCUGUAAAUGAUUUGUACUUAUAUUUGUAUAAUGCUGCCAAAAUUACAAAUCAUUUAUGUUUUUAUUCCUUCUUAAUUAAAAAUGUCAGAAUUAUAUUUGUAUUUCACAAAUAAAUCUCUUUCAGUAUUGUUAUCGGGAAGGAUGUUGUACUUCCGGCUCUUUGUCUUCUUGAAGGAAAGAAUCAGUCAAGAAACAGAGUUCGUGCAGCAUAGGACAGCAAGAAAGUUUAUUAGUAAAAGCAUGUACACUCCGAGAAAUGGAGCGGGCUGACCCAAGAGAGGGAAGCAGCCUCUCCUUACCUUAUGUGAGGGAUUUAAUCUCUAUGGGUAGAAUUGUCCCCGCCCCUCCGCCCCCGACCCCAGUACCUAUCAUUCUCCCAGCUGGCGUGCUUCAUACUCCCUUCUUGUUCCCAAGGUUGUCUGAGCUCAUUGCAAUGGCCCUGAGAAGCGGAGUGUAUAUUCUGAUAAGCAGGAUGGUUUCUUUCUCUCUCUAGCUUCUAACAACACAUCCCUUUGAUUUAGAAGCAUUUGUGAACCUGGAAUCCUGCUGGGCUAGUAAGGCACUGGUGCCCUACGUGAGGGCAGCUGCAAGGGUCUCGAUCAAAGUAGGAGCAGCUGCAAGGGGCUUUCUAACCAGGUUAGGUCUCUCCUUCUCCUGCUCCUUUCUAU